CCUCAGAAGAAGCAGCAGGCGAACACGCUAGCUUCUGUCUCGUGAAGUGGCAUGGAUGAGCUGGAUUUGUUGUUGGAAGAGCUGGCCCUCGGUACGACUGGUUCAGACAACUACACUGGCAACACAAGCUGUAAUGCUCCGCCUGGAGAGGUACGAAACUAUUGUUUGGCUGGACCCAGCCAGACUCAACAUGCCGCUGCUCCUGCACAUAUUGACAGUGCUGCUGAGUCAUCACCACCUGACUCACUCACCCAAGAGCUGGACUUGAUUUUGCACGACAUGCUGACCCUUGGACAUGAGGAUUCUGCUCCACCGACAACUCCACCGCUUCUCACCAAAAAACACAUAACUGCAGAAGGUGACAAACCAGAAGGGGGCAGAAGCACCGCGGAUGUGCUGACCUCGACCUCCAGCACAGCAAGUGACACCAUAGAUGACCUGCUGGGUGGACUGAGCUCUGACCUGGAGAAGAUCGGAGUCCGAACCAUUACCAAGGGCCACUGUGCCUCCUGCAAUAAGCCCAUUGUCGGAAAGAUGAUCACAGCGCUGGGUGAAGUGUGGCACCCCGAACACUUUGUGUGUGAAGUGUGUAAGACAGAGCUGGGCAGCAGGGGCUUCUUUGAGCGUGACGGUCGUCCUUAUUGCGACAAAGACUACCAUCAGCUCUUCGCUCCUCGCUGCGCCUACUGCAAAGGUUCCAUCCUCAACAAUAUCCUGACAGCUAUGGACCAGACUUGGCACCCGGAGCACUUCUUCUGCUCUCAGUGUGGAUGUCUCUUUGGAGGAGAGGGUUUUCUGGUGAAGGAAGGGAAACCUUAUUGCACCAAAGACUUCUAUCAACUCUUCGCUCCCAAGUGCUCCGGCUGUGGUGAGUCAGUGAGGGAGAACUACCUGAGUGCAGCCAAUGGCACCUGGCAUCCAGAGUGCUUUGUCUGCUCGGACUGUCUGCAACCCUUCUCUGGUGGCAAUUUCAUGGAACUGGAUGGUCGACCUCUCUGCUCCCUGCACUUCCACUCCCGGCAAGGCAACCUGUGCGGCAGCUGUGGCGCGCCGAUCAUGGGUCGCUGCAUCUCCGCGCUCGAUCGCAAGUUUCAUCCGGAGCAUUUCACUUGCACCUUUUGUCUGCGGCAGCUCAGCCAAGGAAUUUUCAAACAGCAGAAAGGGAAGCCGUACUGCGCUGCCUGCCACAACAAACUCUUUGUUUGAGACACAUGCAAGCGAUUUUUAACUAUUGUAAAUUUGUUUUCUUGACGCUACACAUACAUACAUAUUAAAAACAUAAAAGUGCAUUUGACAUUCAUAAUUGUCUUUUAUUGAAAAUAAAAUAUAAAAACUGAAAAUAAAAAAUAUU
Messenger RNA from Synchiropus splendidus (mandarinfish), 1351 nucleotides. It is a transcript of the gene lpxn, whose product is annotated as leupaxin. Gene Ontology annotation, biological process: muscle structure development; actin cytoskeleton organization. The record is from RefSeq and is a predicted model, not a curated record. Gene Ontology annotation, cellular component: stress fiber; Z disc; adherens junction. The transcript is spliced from 9 exons. Bases 52 to 1206 code for a protein of 384 amino acids. Gene Ontology annotation, molecular function: actin binding; muscle alpha-actinin binding. Lineage: Eukaryota; Metazoa; Chordata; Actinopteri; Syngnathiformes; Callionymidae.